Neoarthrinium moseri is the source of this 1191-nucleotide messenger RNA. RefSeq lists its product as uncharacterized. The coding region runs from base 1 to 1191 and encodes 396 amino acids. Lineage: Eukaryota; Fungi; Ascomycota; Sordariomycetes; Amphisphaeriales; Apiosporaceae. The transcript has a single exon. The record is from RefSeq and is a predicted model, not a curated record.
AUGAGCUACGCAUCCCCGUACCACGGGUCCGCCACGCCCAACCCGGACUACUACUACCCAGGUAGCCCUUCGCCGACGCCAUCGCCGCGGCACAACUUCUACUACGCGACUCCUCAGCGACCGCAGACCCGGGCUCACUUUCGCCACGCCAGCAGCGGUGGUCAAGAAAACUACAGAACCGCAUUUUCGCCCCGGUAUACAAGCACAGGCGAAUAUGCCACUGGCCCUGGCCCCAAAGUGAGUUCGCGAAAGCACAGUUUCUCAAAGGGGUCGAACCAGUCACCGAAGCGCGAGCGCCGCAGCUCUCACUCCUACUAUCGGGCCUCGCAUGGGGAUUCCGACGAGGACGAGAUAUUUGAGGUCAAUGGCGUCACUUACGUGUUGCCGGCGCAGUCGAGGAGCCGUAGAUAUUCCGAAUACUAUACUGCUGCUGCGGGACAUGGCACUGAUUACUACUACUACAAGCAGGGUCCCGGCUAUGAGAAGGAGAGGACAGCAUACUACGAAGAUCCCAUCCAGCGCUCGGCGACCAGGGCUGCCCACACUCGCCGCCCGUCGGCCAGCGCCAAUGUUCCCCCAAUCCAGCGCCCCUCGACGGUCCGCCCGUCCAGCUCUCACCAGAAGAAGCCCACCCCAGCCCCAGCCAAGGCCACCGAGGCGGAUGCCAGGAAACACCGGAUCCCCGCUGGAUACUCUCUCAAGAACUGGGACCCCACCGAGGAGCCGAUCAUGCUGCUAGGUAGUGUCUUUGAUUCCAAUUCUUUGGGCAAGUGGAUCUAUGACUGGACCGUUUACCAUCAUGGCCCUGCUACUCCCAUCUCGGACAUGGCUGGUGAGCUUUGGCUCCUGCUCAUCCAGCUUUCUGGCAAGAUCAAGCGCUCCGAGGAUUGUGUCCCCAGGAUCCGUGCCCAGGACAACCGGGAAAUGGUCGAGGACUUCAUCGAAUCUGGUGAGCGCAUGACUGACAAGCUCCGCGCCCUCCUGAAGAGGUGCGAGGCCCCUAUGCUCAAGGCCAGCAAGCGCAAGGAUCCUUCCCAGCUUGGCAAGGGAUCGGGCGUCGAGUUCGUGGAGACCCUCUUCGGUCGCGAACGAGAAUUGGAGAAGACGGAACGAUUCAUGCAACAAGUCCGCCUCUGGAACCUUCGCUUCGAUGCCAACUGCGAAGAGAUCCUCCGGAAGCCCACCAUGUAG